Molecule: messenger RNA, 4980 nt
Organism: Oldenlandia corymbosa var. corymbosa
Lineage: Eukaryota; Viridiplantae; Streptophyta; Magnoliopsida; Gentianales; Rubiaceae
Source: the annotation of a GenBank genome assembly
AUGGAAACAAGCUUGAGGAAGUUGAAACUGGAAAGAACUCUCUCACUCCAAACUUGCUUCCCCGAAAACUUCUCUGCUCCGGGCUCGGGUACUUCCUCUGAUCAUUUCCCAGCCAAUGGCAUUGGCUCCGGCGGCAGCAACUGCUCCACUGCACAGCAUCAUAUUGUUUCGGUCCAGCUUUCCUACAGUGGGAACAUACCCAUUGGAGCAGAUUUAAGCACAAUACAGAAUGUAGCAGACCAAAUGACUUAUGAAGCACACAUACAUGCAAAAACUCCAGAUGCAAGGGGAGAAGCCAGCACACCUUCAGCUAAAAAUCUUACUAUGUAUGUGCCCUUAUACAAAGCGGCAUUUAGAGGAGAUUGGAAAAUGGCAAACGCAUUCUUCAAACAGCACCCCGAGGCACUUACUGCAAGGAUCACUAAAGGCUGGGAAUGUGCUCUUCACAUUGCUGCAGGAGCUAAGCAACUAAAAUUCGUGGAGGAGCUGGUAGAAUUGAUGGAUCCGCCUGCACUUGCUGCUCAAAACAAAUUUGGAAACACGGCUCUUUGCUUUGCUGCGGCAUCGGGAAUCACAAAGAUAGCACAAGUCAUGGUGGCAAAGAACAGUAACCUUCCGAUGAUUAGGGGCAGUAAAGGAGUUACACCCCUUCACAUGGCUGCUCUGCUAGGUCAGCAGGAUAUGGUGUGGUAUCUUCUUUCAGUUACUGAUCCUAAAUAUCUUACCAAAGAAGACUAUGUUAGCUUGAUUAUCGCAACUAUAAGUACAGAUUUAUAUGAUGUAGCCCUGCUUAUACUUCAGGACAAACCGGGGCUCGCCAUUGAACGCGAUCCAAAUGGGGAAACUGCUCUUCAUGUUUUAGCUAGAAAGCCAUCAGCAUUUUCAUCCAAAGAAGGGUUAAAUUUCUGGCAGAAGUGCAUAUUUCCAUUGGUCAGAGUGCACAUAUGGAGCAAAUCCAGCAUCAGAUCUAACAUGGCAGUGAAACAGAACAAGACAUGCAUACAAGGAUUGAUGGAUAAACUUGUUGGGAAAAUAGGAAUCAAAGAAGUAUCUGAGAAAAAGUUGAUGCGUCUGCAAGCCCUCAAGUUGUUGGAAUGCAUUUGGCAACAGAUCAUGUGUUUGGAUGACUCCCACAUUGGGAAGUUACUCAGAGGGCCCUCAAGACCUCUUUUUGUAGCUGCAGAAUAUGGAAACUUUGAAUUCAUUGUCCAGCUCCUCCGCUCCUACCCUGAUCUGAUCUGGAAAGUGGAUGAACAAAGCAAAAGCUUCUUUCAUAUUGCUGUCGUACAUCGGCAAGAGAGGAUCUUUAAACUCAUUUACCAAAUAGGAGGUCUUAAGGAUCUCAUCACCUCCUACAAAGCCACAGAUAAUAGUAACAUGUUACAUCUAGCAGCAAAGUUGGCACCCUCAAAUAGACUGAAUAUAGUCUCUGGAGCAGCCCUGCAAAUGCAGAGGGAGUUACUAUGGUUUAAGGUAAGGUUUGCAGUUUCAGUCAGGCACUUAUUUUCUGUAUCUCACAAAUAUCUUAUUUGAUCAACCAUUUAAAGGAGGUGGAGCAGAAUGUACAACCAUUGUAUAGGGAGAUGAGGGACUCGGAAGGAAGGACACCACAUAUGCUAUUCACUCAGGAACACAAGGCAUUACUCAAACAAGGAGAAAGAUGGAUGAAGGAUACAGCAUCGUCAUGCAUGCUUGUAGCUACACUUAUAACUACGGUAAUGUUUGCCGCCAUCUUCACAGUACCAGGUGGAACCAAAAAUGACACAGGAACCCCAAUUUUUCUCAAGGACAAGUCUUUCAUGAUUUUUUCCGUAUCUGAUGCACUAGCUCUCUUUUCAUCUGUGACAUCAAUACUGAUGUUCUUGUCAAUUCUCACUUCACGAUACGCAGAAGAAGAUUUCGUGAAAACAUUACCUCAGAGGUUGAUUCUUGGGCUUACGACGCUCUUCUUCUCCAUCGCGACAAUGCUUAUAGCUUUUAGUGCAAGCUUUUCCAUAGUUCAUGGUCAUCAACUUGCCUGGAUUAUCAUCCCAGUAGCAUUAGCUGCUUGCAUUCCAGUGAUAUUAUUUGUAUUUUCUCAGUUUCCACUUGUAGCUGAUAUGAUUCAUUCUACUUAUGGAUCAGGAAUAUUUGCAGGAAAUACAACAUCAGACAUUCUUUUCUAGGAUUAGCUCAGCUAAAAACUGUUGUAUGCAAUGAAAGGAAAUACAUAUUCAUUUUAUUCAUUUAGUUAUCAAAUAAAAAAUGAAAAUUUUUCAUUUUUAUUCGAUUGAAUCUUCAGUUUCCUUUUAAAUAGUUAUAUUCAAUUGUCAAGUGAUUAAUUUAAUCCAAAGUCUCAUCUGAUAAAUAAAGAAUAUAAUUAUAUCUCGACUAAUAAGCAGGUAUAACAUGUGAUAAAGAAGCAGUGUUCCUCUGGCAUUGAUCAAUAAGAUUGAAAGACCAUUUAUAUCAAAACCCUCAGGUAUAAGAUGUUAGUGAACCAGAAAUUAACAUCAUUAUAUCUAAAUCAAAGUAGCACAACUGUGCACAACAAUAAUUUAGACACCACAUUGACAAACCAAUUGAAAGAUAGAUGUAAAUGUACUUCGACAAGAUUGAGGGGCUUAAAAAGGAUACUACUUUUCUGAAACCAAAAAGGAAAAUGUGAGAACCCCAAAAUUGGUUGACAUUACUGCCGUAAGUAAACUGGCUAUAUCGAAUAUCCAGGAUCAGACUAGUAAGAAGUUCCUUGGAGAUGUGUGGACUUCUGUCUCUCAAUAAACAAGAAAGUUGCUAGUUGGAGUAUGGCAAAACUGAGGCACAGACGUUUGUACCUUUUCAGAAUACCAAGAUGCUGACACACAUCCUAAAGAACCCUUGUAACAUGUCUUGGUUGAGGAUGAUGUAUGUACAUUCUUUGAUCUAGCUAGCCACUUACCAGGUACUUGCGAGAGACUUCAUUUAUCAAACAAGAUCACAAAAAUAAUAAGGCCAUCAUGCAACAGAGGGCGUUGCAGGCUUGCAGCUUUUGGCUCAGCUCUUAUCUAAACCAAGUACAGAGAACAAACCACCAACCAAAAUUCAGAUGGAAACACGUUACAAACAGUUUCCAUUCAACUAAAUGACAAAAUUUAUGCAACAAAUUAAUAAUGUAAUGCUAUUUAUGCAUAUUUUAGGAAGGCAUGCAAACAAAAUGCCAGCUUUUUGGACUGGUUUAGGGUAAUAGCUGGGACAUAUAGCUUGACCAUCAGGGAGCAACCAGGAUCUUCUUGCGAAGGAGAUUCUCAAAUUUUGCAGGUCAGAUCCCUGAACCAUUGAGAUUUGAUUCAAGUAGUUUUUUUUCCUAAAGAUAAUUACAAACCCCACCAGCGCUCAAAUUGUUAGAUUUCUAUAGUAGUGAGCAGCAGUGAGAGGCCUACGGAUCAUUAGCUAGGGCAAGAACGCACGUGACCUGCAGUUUCUAUGUGAUGAUGGCACUAUAACCAGAUUAAUCAAAAUCAUUCCAUGUGUUAGAUGGCCUGAUCCUGAGACGGGCCAGAUGUUUUUGUGUUUUGAAGGCAACAAUUAUCUUUUAGCUUUGCUUUAAGCAUCUAUAGCAACUCACACCAUUAACUAGACACAAACUACACAUAUAUAUAUAUAUAUGUAUAUAUAUACACGGAAAAAUAAGUUGUAUAUCACCAGAAAAAUAUUCGGAUGGGGUACAUCCUAACAGAAUGUGCAAUCAAGAUCAAUUUGUUCAAGAUAUUUACAAGAGUUAGUUUUAAACGGAGUCGAGAGCUGACAGAGUCAAUCACCUACAGUUCCACUGCUUAAUAAAAUGAACAAGUUCAGACAUGUGCAUGAGUUACAGCAUGAUAGGGUUGUGCACAAAUUUUCCAGGUGCUCAUAUUCUCAGAUGGCAGAAAAAAAGCUUAUACAUAACUUUGAGAAUCUAGCUGAAAGUUUGGAGAUUGAAAUCAAAACCUACAAAGCCAAACCAACACGGUGUAUCCCUUUCUAUGGUGAAAACCCCCUGUCUGCCCCCAAAAAGGAAUCAUGUUUUCAAGUCUGCACAGUUCAAGCCUAAAAUGCAUUUGAUAUUCACCAUACGGAAAAAAAAAAAAAAAAAAGAAACUCUAUUUCCAUGUUUGAGCAACCAUAACAUGCGUGUCAUUAAGAUACAUUUUCAUAUUACAUUAUCAGCAAUAAUAGCAAGUCAUCUCAGAGCAAAAGCCAAAUACUACUUCAUCUAAAUGGGGAAAAAAAAAACAUUCUUAUAUAACAGUUUAGGACUAAUUAAAAAAAAAAAAUUAAUAAUAGAGCCUAACCCUUUCUUUCAAUCUGGCUUCUUCAAGUUCAAGCUGUUGUCCGUAGCUUCUCUGAACAGCUCCUGCACAAGUUUCAACUCCUUCUCGGCCUCUUCCAGUUGCUUCUGAAGUUCUUGCCCAACAGCAUCAUUUUCAGCCUGAAGCUCUGCAAUCCUCUUCAACUGAGCUUCUUCACCUCCUUCCGACAACGGAAGUGCAUUAACCAACGUAUCAAACUGCUUGGCAGCCUUGACAAGAGCAGAACUCAUCAGCUUCGCUUGCUCGGGGAAAUUGGCCGCAUCUUCUGCGGUGGUGGUAGCCGGAUUCGAAGGUGGGUCUGGGUAAUCUGGAGAAAGCUUCACCGGAGGAGCAUCCCUUUGAAGGGUUCCAAACGUAUUGAAGGCUAAUUCUGAAAUUACGUUCAAUUGUUCUUGCAAUUGCGAUAUGAUAUCCAUCUCAAAAAAAAAAAAAAAAAAGCUGAGACCUUUGAGAUUGGAAGGAUUCAAAAGGGUUUCAAAAUUAUGUCCUGAACUGGAUUCAAGAAUCCCUCUAACUGGGCAAUUGAUUUGGUGUAAGCUUAAGUGUUUCAGAUCCUUGUUUAUGGAGUAAUUGAGGGACGAAAGCUGGAGAAGGAGAAAAAUUAAACGGUGGAGAGAACUGGCUCUGGAACUGGAAGCCUCCAAAGAACAAAAGAAACUUCUAUUUAAAAAAG